AUGUCUUUCACCAAGUACAUUCUCCCUGCGCUCGCCGCGUCCCAAGUUGCCUUUGCAACCUCCUCCUGCGGUGACACCACCAUCGCCAGCCAGACCGAUGCCGACACUCUCGCCGCCGAUUGCACCACUGUCAGCGGUGAUGUGACUAUCAAGUCGUCCUACGCCUCCAGCCUUGACCUUGGUGCCAUCAAGAAGAUCACCGGUACCCUCAGCUGCACUGACGCUCCCAACAUCACCAGCAUCAUUGGUGCUUCUCUCACCUCCAUCGGUGGCAACUUCACUCUGGACGGUCUCACCACUCUCAGUGAGCUGAGCUUCGCCGAGCUUACCUCCAUUGGCAGCAUUGCCUGGCAGGCACUCCCCGCUCUGUACUCUCUGGACUUCGCCGCCGGUGUCACCGAGGUUGGCGAUCUUAACAUCCUCAACACCGCGCUGACCACCUUGGACGGUAUCUCCUUGACCAGCGUUGGUCAGUUCCAGAUUGAGGACAACACUGGUCUGAAGACUUGCAACAUUAGCAGCCUCCAGAACGCCACUGGUCUGAUCAGCUUCGCUGGUAACCUCGACACCCUGGAGGUUGACCUGUCCAGCCUGGGCACUGGUACCUCUAUGACUUUCCGUAACAUCAGCAGCAUCUCCAUUCCCUCUCUGGAGAAGCUGACCGGUCAGCUCGGAUUCUGGGGUACUGACUUUGCCACUUUCUCUGCCCCCAAGCUCACUACCUCUGGUGACCUUGUCUUCACCGACAACUCCAAGCUUUCCAACAUCAGCAUGCCCGUCUUGAAGACCGUCGAUGGUGGUUUCACCGUUACCCGCAACGACGAGCUCCAGGUCAUUGACCUUCCUGACCUUGAGACCGUUGCCGGUGCCAUUGACUUCACCGGUAACUUCUACGAGGUUGAGUUCGGUUCCCUUGAGCGUGUCGCUGGUGCUUUCCGUAUCGAGUCCACCAACGGUACUUUCAGCUGCGAGAAGAUGAAGGCUGCCUACAAGACCACCGACAUUGUCAAGGGCUCAUGGAACUGCUAUGCUAACACCACCGACCCCACCACCGCUACCGGUGAGUCUGGCACCGAGUCUGGCUCCAGCACCGGCUCCAGCUCUACCGCCACCAGCUCUGGUGCCGCUAUUGCCAACGGUGUUGCCAUGCCCAUUGCCGGUGUCGCCGCUGCUUUCUACGCUCUGGCUCAGCUUAUCUAA
Messenger RNA from Penicillium odoratum, 1200 nucleotides. It is a transcript of the gene ecm33, whose product is annotated as GPI-anchored protein Ecm33. The coding region runs from base 1 to 1200 and encodes 399 amino acids. Gene Ontology annotation, biological process: fungal-type cell wall organization. The transcript has 3 exons. The record is from RefSeq and is a predicted model, not a curated record. NCBI's taxonomy places the organism in Eukaryota, Fungi, Ascomycota, Eurotiomycetes, Eurotiales, Aspergillaceae. Gene Ontology annotation, cellular component: fungal-type cell wall; plasma membrane.